This is a messenger RNA of Pectinophora gossypiella (pink bollworm), 951 nucleotides long. It is a transcript of the gene JTBR, whose product is annotated as protein JTB. Bases 226 to 693 code for a protein of 155 amino acids. The transcript is spliced from 4 exons. The record is from RefSeq and is a predicted model, not a curated record. Gene Ontology annotation, cellular component: cytoplasm; midbody; centrosome. Gene Ontology annotation, biological process: mitotic cytokinesis. Lineage: Eukaryota; Metazoa; Arthropoda; Insecta; Lepidoptera; Gelechiidae.
UACGAUACGAUUUCUGAAACUUGAAAAAUUCCUAUGAUGAUAAUAAUAAAAAGGCCACAUAUUUUGCCAAUUUUUGCAGAGCUUUAUAACAUUUGAAGUUAAUUCUAAAAUAGUAAACGAUACUCUUGGUGUACACGACGUUUUCUACUAUGUAUGUCAAAGUAAAUUAGAUACCUUUCCACAAAAUAUAAGGAUCUUUGUGUAAGAAGAAAUAAUCAUUGCAAGAUGUUUGAAACAUGUUCAAAACGCUGUAUGCUGUUUGGGACUGUUAGUUUAGGAGUACUGACCAUAGUAGUGCUGAUUCUCGAAUCGCAAUUGGCCGACAGUCUCUCUGGUAGCCAGAGAAGGAAUAAGACUUUCCCUACAGAAAAUAAUUCAACAUGUUGGAUGCACCAGCCGUAUGAGAUCAUUAAUGAAUGUCAUCCUUGCUCAGAUUUUGAAAUUCGAAGUAAGAGUAUAGGUGUGUGUAUACAUACAAGUUUCAAGGAAAUAUUGAAAUGCAAAAAUGGUGAAACUGUUACAAGAAGCUGUGAUAGAGUGGCCUACUUAGAAGAGAGGGCUUACUGGAAAUUCACAAUAUGGUCAUUUGUGAUCGGAGUUACAUCUGCGUUAGCCGUUAUGUUAAGAAUGCGAACACUUGACCACAAAGCCAGGAUGAGAGCCCGACAGGUUCUAAGUAACGGGACUAUUUAGUUGAGCUCAGAGUUUGAUAGUAAUACACCAUUUCUGAAAUGGUAGAGGCAGAAAGAAUGUAUUGAAACAUAUACCCUUUUCUCGUCUCUUUCACACUAGGCGAUGUAUUAUACCUCUGUCCUGCUGUCAUUUUAAUCAUGCUAUGUUAGAGGUAUAGAUAAUGCAAAUGUGCAUAGUUCCAUAUGAAAACUUUUGUGUUUAUAAAGGUGUAAAAAUUAAAUGAACUAUUUAUUCAUCAAACAAUAUUUUUAAUAAUUC